Molecule: messenger RNA, 741 nt
Organism: Urocitellus parryii (Arctic ground squirrel)
Lineage: Eukaryota; Metazoa; Chordata; Mammalia; Rodentia; Sciuridae
Gene: Znhit1
Product: zinc finger HIT-type containing 1
Biological process (GO): chromatin remodeling
Source: RefSeq, a predicted model, not a curated record
GGGCUGCGGAGCCGCCCGCUGCGAGGAGGAGCGGGGCUGGGGCUCCGCCCUGGAAAAAAGRCGUAACCUGAGGCCCCGGAGAACUGGAGAUGCAGGCGCCGAGACAAGUUCGCUCCCAGGACCCUGGACAGCGCCGGGUGCUGGACCGGGCUGCCCGGCAGCGCCGCAUCAACAGGCAGCUCGAGGCCUUGGAGAAUGACAACUUCCAGGACGACCCCCACGCAGGCCUCCCCCAGCUCGGCAAGAGGCUGCCUCAGUUUGACGAUGAUGCAGACACUGGAAAGAAAAAAAAGAAAACUCGAGGUGAUCAUUUUAAACUUCGCUUCCGAAAAAACUUCCAGGCCUUGCUGGAGGAGCAGAACCUGAGCGUGGCAGAGGGCCCCAACUACCUGACGGCCUGCGCAGGGCCCCCGUCCCGGCCCCAGCGCCCCUUCUGUGCUGUGUGCGGCUUCCCUUCCCCCUACACCUGCGUCAGCUGCGGAGCGCGGUACUGCACGGUGCGCUGUCUGGGCACCCACCAGGAGACCAGGUGUCUGAAGUGGACUGUCUGAGCCUGGGGUCUCCAGAGAGGAAGGACCUCCAUGUACCACCAAGGAAGUGCCCUGAACAGGGAGGAGCCACGCACUCCCCUAGCACAGCUCUGUUGUCCCUACAGGGACCGCCAGUCUUGUCUCCGGGGUCGUCCAGCAGGGUGGGCCCAGCCUGCAGAGUGCUGUGGUAAUAAAAGGCCUGGUGCCCAGA